GCGCCGCCGCCGCGCAGAGCAGCAGCAGCGGCAGCGGCAGCAGCCGAGCCCCAGCGGCAGCCCCGGCCCGCAGCGGCGGCGGAGCGGCGGCGGGAGGCGGCCCGGGGGCGGCGUUCCUUGUGGGGAGCCUGCAAGAACCUUCAGUAGAGCUGCUAACACUGAUGAGAGAUCUUUUAUGCCAAGGUCGUCGCUCUCUGAACAGCCCACACCAUGCGUGAGUACAAGCUGGUGGUCCUUGGUUCAGGAGGUGUGGGCAAGUCUGCUCUGACUGUACAGUUCGUUCAGGGAAUUUUUGUUGAAAAAUAUGACCCAACAAUAGAAGAUUCAUACAGAAAGCAAGUGGAAGUGGACUGUCAGCAGUGUAUGCUGGAGAUCCUCGACACAGCAGGGACAGAGCAAUUCACAGCCAUGAGGGAUCUGUACAUGAAGAAUGGGCAGGGGUUUGCACUAGUAUAUUCUAUCACAGCACAGUCCACGUUCAACGACCUCCAGGACCUGCGGGAACAGAUCCUCCGGGUGAAGGACACCGAGGACGUUCCCAUGAUUCUGGUUGGCAAUAAAUGUGACCUGGAGGAAGAACGAGUCGUGGGCAAAGAGCAGGGGCAGAACUUAGCACGACAGUGGUGUAACUGUGCCUUUCUAGAAUCAUCUGCAAAGUCGAAAAUCAACGUAAAUGAGAUCUUUUAUGACCUGGUCAGACAGAUAAAUAGAAAAACACCAGUGGAAAAGAAGAAGCCUAAAAAGAAAUCAUGUCUGCUGCUUUAGACUCCCAUCAUGCAGCAGCUCUGAGCCAGAUUGCAGGAAUGAAGAACUGUUGCCUAAGUGGAAAGUGCCAGCAUUCCCAACUUCAGAACCUUAUGGAAAUGAGUAACAUAUCGGAAGAAGCUUCUCUGUUUUUUAUAUCCUACGGGAAGAAUUUAGAUCUUAAAAUGGUUUGCACACAGUCCCUGGAAAAAGCAGUUGCUCUGUGUAUAUCUCUUGGAAAUUAAAGCCAAUAUUCCUCCUCCUUUGCAAUAGCAAUUAACAGAUGUGAAAAUAAAUAUAAUUGACUCUAGCAUAUGAUUAUCCCAAGGAGCAUGGAUGCAUUUCAAAUGUUAGAGAUUGCUACUAUAAUUAAAUUCAUAUUGACCAUUUUAUCAUAAUUUCUCCCCAUCAAGCACUAAAAAUGUUCCACUGUUAUAUUUUAUAUCUAUAACUAUAGAUAUAUAUUAUCCAAAAUUUCCCUUUGAACUCACUGCAACAAAUAACUUUUUGAGUCAUUGACUUCAUUUUAUAUUUAAAAGUUACGGAAUAUCAUUAUUUUCAUUCUGCCAUUGUAUUCUAAUUAAAAAUGUUUGUGCAUAAUGCUUUGGAAAAAUGGGUCUUUUAUAGGAAAAAAACUGGGAUAACUGAUUUCUAUGGCUUUAAAAGCAAAAAUAUAUAAUAUACUAAACCAACUCUAAUAUUGCUUCUCGUGUUUUACUGUCACAGAUUAAAUUACAGCUUUUAUGAAUGAUUAAAUUUUAGUACAUUUUCA
Molecule: messenger RNA, 1516 nt
Organism: Haemorhous mexicanus (house finch)
Lineage: Eukaryota; Metazoa; Chordata; Aves; Passeriformes; Fringillidae
Gene: RAP1A
Product: RAP1A, member of RAS oncogene family
Exons: 9
Coding region: 211-765 (184 amino acids)
Biological process (GO): Rap protein signal transduction; cellular response to cAMP; negative regulation of synaptic vesicle exocytosis
Cellular component (GO): plasma membrane
Molecular function (GO): GTPase activity; GTP binding; GDP binding
Source: RefSeq, a predicted model, not a curated record